AUGAGUGAAAUAGUUUUGUGGUUGGUGUUUAUACUUACAGCAUUUAGUAGCGUACAAACAGCUAAAUAUGUGCCAAAUUGGAAAAAACAAGCGUGCGAAUUGCCAACUUCUCGAAAAUCCCAUUACAUUUGCACGGACGAUGGUGAGGUGAAGUGCCUUCCAGGCUGGACCGGCGAUCUUUGCGACGUUCCCAUUUGCCGGGCCGGUUGCGAUCCCAUGCAAGGCUAUUGCACCCAACCGGGACAAUGCACGUGCAAACUGGGUUAUUACGGAGAAAAGUGCGACAAAUGUAUCACAUUGCCCGGUUGUCAGCACGGCUAUUGCAACACCAGUUUCGAAUGCAACUGCAAACCUGGUUGGGAUGGAAUCUUUUGUAGCGAACCAAUAUGUAGAAAUGAUUGUAGUGGGACAAGAGGAUAUUGUGAUGUACCAGGAGAGUGUAAAUGUCGCUUGGGUUGGUCCGGAAAAACUUGUAAGGAAUGCCAAGUUCUUCCUGGAUGCGUGCACGGUUAUUGCAAUAAACCACUGGAAUGCAAAUGUUUACCGGGAUAUACAGGAAUUCUCUGUCAAAUACCUAUUUGUUCACAAUCGUGCCAUAAAGAGAGAGGGUAUUGUUUGAAGCCAGGAAAGUGUAGAUGUAAAGUUGGUUGGUGGGGAAACAACUGCGAGAAAUGCUACCCAUAUCCAGGAUGUGAACAUGGUUUUUGCAGGAGACCAUGGGAGUGCAAUUGUGAAAAAGGAUGGGGCGGUAUGCUGUGUAAUGAAAAGUUGAAUUACUGCGAGAACAACCCAGAUAUUUGUCAAAAUGGUUCUAAAUGUAUAUCACUGACGAGAGAAGAUGGAAAUUACAGGUGUUUGUGCAGAGAAGGAACGUUUGGUGUGAAUUGCGAAAAAUCCAAAUUUAACAUGACCGCAGGCAAACCGACGUUUAAACCGACUGUUAAAACAACGACUGUGGUUACAACUAUCGAAUAUGUAAAUUUUACUAAUGAAAUCAUCACCUCGACUCCUUCAGUGGAUAAUCAAGAAAAUGAAACUGAGAACAAAACCGAGAAAACUCCCUCAAAAUUAUAAUUAAAUAAGUACGUUGAUUAUCCACUGACUUAACAAAGAGUUUAAAAGGGAGUUUUAUAAAGAAGUGUUGAAUGAGCAAUCCUGAAUUAUUUUAGGUUGGUUGACCCUGUCGAUGUAUGCAACACUUUAAACAUGUUUUAAACCAAAAUUCAGGUUAAGCUGUGUAAUAUAAAUGAAAUUAAUUUUUUGUAUCGUCUAUAAUAUUAGUUAUUUAUUGGUAACAUAAUAAUAACUUGUUGUUAAUAUAUUAUUUACAAUUUGA
Molecule: messenger RNA, 1336 nt
Organism: Phyllotreta striolata
Lineage: Eukaryota; Metazoa; Arthropoda; Insecta; Coleoptera; Chrysomelidae
Source: the annotation of a GenBank genome assembly